GAGCAGCCAGCAGUGCAAUUGUUAGAUCCUCGGACUACUAAAACAUCUAUAUCAAUAAUUCAUCCUCGGAGAGUCCGAGUCCGGGACGUCGUACUUGGGCCGUCGUACUCGGAACCGAGUAGAUGUCCGAGACACUAUCGAUAAGCCAUAUCGACGGCUAUCACCAUAAGAAAUCGCCUUUUAGUCCCGAAUCUUGAUGUUGUGGGCACGAAGUUCGCGUUAGAAAUGUGGUGUCACUCCUUUGGAUAUGACAUGUGUCUCAUAAAGGACACUGAAAACAUCAUCCGAUACGAAGUCUCCACGAUGGAUAUAUUAGACCCGUUCGCCGCCGUUCUAUCGGCCUAUCCCUCGCAUAACUAUUAAAUACGACGUACCCUACGUGUCUGUUUCUCUAGACUAUUAUGUCAACAUCAACCCCUAAAAUCGCCAUCAUAGGCGCGGGACCCGUAGGUCUCACGCUUGCCGCCAUUCUACAUCAUAAAGGGACCAAAUAUACCAUCUUUGAGCGUGAAACCAGUGCUACAGUCCGUGCUCAAGGCGGUACUUUGGACAUUCAUGCCGAGACAGGUCAGCGCGCCCUUGCUGCUGCCGGCUUACUGCCCGCGUUCAAGAAGAUAUCACGCCCCGAGGGUGAAGCUAUGCGUGUCGUGAAGAAGGACGGUACCGUACUUCUCGACGAGAACGAACAGCAACAGCAACAGCAGGAUUCAAAGGAUUUACAGAAUGGACAAGGAGAGGAAGAUGGCCGCGGACGCCCGGAGAUCGAUCGCAGGGACCUCAAGGAUUUACUCAUCGCGGCCUUACCCGAGAGUACUAUUCGUUGGGGUAAGGGUAUUUCGUCCGCAAAGCCGGUUCCCGGCACGCAACAGUGGAUGUUAGAAUUCAUCGAAAGCGAUAGCAACACUGAAAACUCAGAAUCUGGGCCGUACGAUCUCGUGCUCGGCGCCGACGGCGCAUGGUCCCGCAUUCGACCUCUACUCACCGACGCCAGGCCACUGUAUUCGGGUGUAACAGCAUUAGACGUAUGGAUUUCGCCGGAACAGCUAGCGGCACGACCCGACGUAGCUGCAUUCAUCGGUCAGGGAUCGUGCAUGAUGCUUUCCGAAGACAGAUUUCUAUCACUACAGCAACACAGCGAUGGCAGUGCGAGGGCUUACGCGAUGGUGCGGACGAAUAAGGAGAUUGGCGGGGAGGUCCUUGAUGCGAAAGCGCUUCUCGGACUCAAGGAUGACGAAGAGGUGGAUUGGACUGAUGGGAAGACAAGGAAAAGAUACUUGGAUAGAUAUUUCGGCGAUUAUAUACAGGAGGCCCGCAACGCGGUCCUAGCUAUGACGGAGCAGCCGGCUCUACGGCCGUUAUACAUGCUACCCGUGGGCCACCGGUGGGAACCUCGUCCCGGAGUAUCGCUGCUAGGCGAUGCGGCGCACGUGAUGACACCGUUUGCCGGUGUAGGCGUUAACGUGGGUAUGAUGGAUGCGUUGGAGCUAGCGGAGGGGAUCGUGACGUACGUUAAGCAGCAAGAAGGAAAGGGGGAUCUAGCGCAGAUGCUGAGGAAGUACGAGGAGGGCAUGUUCGAGCGCUCGCAGAAGGACGCCGCGUUUACGGCCAGUAUGAUGGAUAUCGAGUUCAGCGAGGAUGGGGCCGAGAAGGUGGUUGAGGUCAUGACUGGUGGUGGGCCGUCUGCUUAAGGGAAUGGUAUUCCGCCGCGCGUAUUGUAUAUCGUCUGGGGUAUCGAGAAUCGGAAAACUGUAUGGGCUGCUAACUAUACAAAGGUCACUUAGGUAGAUUAAGUAGGUAGGUAGGUAUCUAAUAUCCUAGAGCGUCUCCUAUAUAUUAAA
Molecule: messenger RNA, 1838 nt
Organism: Daldinia loculata
Lineage: Eukaryota; Fungi; Ascomycota; Sordariomycetes; Xylariales; Hypoxylaceae
Product: FAD/NAD(P)-binding domain-containing protein
Exons: 1
Coding region: 402-1688 (428 amino acids)
Molecular function (GO): FAD binding
Source: RefSeq, a predicted model, not a curated record